Schistosoma guineensis is the source of this 360-nucleotide messenger RNA. NCBI's taxonomy places the organism in Eukaryota, Metazoa, Platyhelminthes, Trematoda, Strigeidida, Schistosomatidae. The record is from the annotation of a GenBank genome assembly.
AUGAAGGUGAUCGUUAAGUCGUUUGAUACCCGAGUCAUAGACACAAAUGACUGUCCAACUGCUGCAGAUCUAAAGAUUUUACUAGCAAACAAAGACAAUUUGCCACUGGAUAACUUGCAGUUAUACAACUGUGGAUCAUUAAUUAGUGAUUCUCAAUCUUUGGUAUCUCUGUCGAGUGACGCAACUGUCGAUGUCGUUGUUCCGGCAUUAGGAGGUAAGGUACACGGAUCACUUGCGCGUGCUGGUAAAGUUCGUGGGCAAACCCCGAAGGUUGAAAAACAAGAAAAACGGAAGUCUCCACGAGCAGUUGUACAACAACCUGGUGGCAGAAGAAGAGGCCCGAAUUCUAAUGAUAAAUGA